CAAGAGCUCUCCCCACCCCCACCCCGGCUCCGAAGCAAAGCGGGCUUGGCUGUAGGAGAAACUACAUUUCCCAGAGGUCUUCGUCCCACCGCUGCGAAGCCUGUUGUUUUCGGAGUAGCUGGCGCCGGAACGGCGUGACCGGCGGCUCGGCAUGGCUCUCUUGGCCGGAUCCAUCGGUCGCCAGUCGGGCCUCGUCAGUAGGUCGGCGGCGCUACUUGAUGCCAGGUGGCUGCAGCCCCGGGCCUGGCUGGGGUUCCCCGACGCCUGGGGACUCACCGCCACGCCACAGACCCGGGGCAAGGCGCGCGGGAACGAGUAUCAGCCGAGCAACAUCAAACGCAAGCACAAGCACGGCUGGGUUCGGCGCUUGAGCACGCCGGCUGGCGUCCAGGUCAUCCUUCGCCGCAUGUACAAGGGUCGCAAGUCGCUGAGCCAUUGAAGAGCGCUGUGCUGCCGAUGGAAAACCACCCCCACCCCUAUUCUCACCUCGGACCUCUCCGGCUGCUGGGGAGCAAGGGCGACUCAGACAUGAGUACUCCUCAGAUUGUGGGGUUGGCCCAAGGACAGAAGUCGGGUUGGACUGAAAAGGGGAGUGGGAAGUCAGACUUUGCCAAGUUGCCUUUUACGCUUUUGAAUUAGAAAGAAUUUUGAAUAUAUGGCACCAGUCCACAGACUAGUACAGUGAACCCCGUUUACCCAGUACACGGCUCUGACAACCAGUGAUCCACACUCUGCCUGCCCCCUUCUGUGUUAAUUAGAAGCAAGUCUCAAACAUCUGGUUAUUUCUUAUGUGAGUAUUUCAGAAUGCAUCUCUCCAAGAAAAGGGCUCUUUAAAACAAUCACAAAACUUUUCGCACCUAGAAUAAUAGUCAAUAAUUUCUUAAUACCAUGAAAUGUCUUAUAAAUGUAUAAACUUCCGCUUGUCUUACAUGCAUCAUAACUUUAACAAGUCUGGAAAGGCUUGUGGGGAGGUAGGAGGGGUUUGAAUCCUUUGCCUGAUGGAUUGUGUGAUCUUGAACAAGGUCUUAGCCCUCAGGCUCAUUUGAAUCCUGUAAAAUGAGAUGCUUGUUUUUCAUUUGCUGUGUUGUUGGAGUAAUAAUACUUAGUGGUUUUCACAUAGUAA
Molecule: messenger RNA, 1123 nt
Organism: Manis pentadactyla (Chinese pangolin)
Lineage: Eukaryota; Metazoa; Chordata; Mammalia; Pholidota; Manidae
Gene: MRPL34
Product: mitochondrial ribosomal protein L34
Exons: 2
Coding region: 152-439 (95 amino acids)
Biological process (GO): translation
Cellular component (GO): mitochondrial large ribosomal subunit; ribosome
Molecular function (GO): structural constituent of ribosome
Source: RefSeq, a predicted model, not a curated record